GCAAUCGUGGCGACGGCCCUCCGACUCACCACUCACACAACCUCCUCUGUAUGGAGAAUCUGCUGCUCAUGGCGCCGUAAAGUCCGGCAGAUUGGCCCUGAUGAGUUUUUGUGCUGUGCCCUGUUCCCUCCUUUGCUAGGUACCGCGUUCCCCCCCCGCCCACCUACUGGUAGCCGACUUGGACCUUUUUCGCAUUGGGUUGUUGUAGCUGCGUCCCCAUGGCCUAUUCCUCUCAUAACGUUAUUGUCCUCGUAUAAUUCUUGACUUGCGUUCUUGCUUAUAUGUUCCUUUCACCCCUCACAUCCGCCUGCCUCAAGAAACUUUCGCCCGUCCACCGUUUUGAGACUGCUGCACUUGACUGGGCUACGAAUCCGUCGAACCCACGUUCAGUGCCUGUUUAGAAACGCAUCUUGCGUAUGUUUCGCAGACCAUGAAUCUCCAAAGGGUCCCCACGGAGAAAGAGAUAGUAGAGCUAGCUAUUGCCGAAGGUCACGAUGCCGACAUACCAACAAACCUGGGCGCCUUACCCAAACACAACAAGGCUCCAACAACUGACCGACCGACAAGUCAUCCUGACGAUAAGGAAGCAGGGUUAGAAAAGGAUCUCGCUAUCUCGUCCGAGGACGCCUCCGAUGUUUCGAGUCGGGUAGCAUCGCGUAUCGAUAUUGAGGCAGCUCCCGUCGAGGGGGAGCAGAAGACCGAAGGAGGAUUGUUUGCGGGUCAACAACAGGACCCUCAAGAUGCCAACCUCGUAUGGUGGGAUGGGCCGGAUGACCCACAGAACCCAAUGAAUUGGUCUGACAUGAGAAAGUGGAUGAGCAUCGCUUUAGUCAGCAUGAUCACCUUCCUCACUCCCCUUGGAUCAUCUGCCUUUGCACCAGGCGUGCCUCAGCUGAUGGAAGAAUUCCACAACGAUUCGACGCUAUUGUCUGGAUUCGUUGUGUCCGUGUACGUUCUCGGUUUCGCCAUCGGUCCGCUGGCUAUUGCACCGCUCAGUGAGAUGUACGGACGCCUUCCGCUAUACUACGUUUGCGGUAUUCUGUUUGGUGUCUUCAAUAUCGCAUGCGCAGUCGCCGCCUCACUCACCCAGCUGAUAAUAUUCCGACUGCUCGCAGGUUGCUUUGGUGCCGCGCCGUUAGCGCUGGGAGGCGGUACGAUCGCCGACCUUGCCAGGCCGCAAACAAGAGCCACGGCCAUGGCAAUCUGGACUUUAGGGCCCACAGUGGGACCCGUCAUCGGUCCUGUGGCUGGUGGUUUUAUAUGUGAGCGUCUAGGAUGGCGGUGGAUGUUCUGGAUCAUUUCGAUUGCUACCGGUAUCGUCAUGGCGCUGGGCAUGUUGACCAUGCGCGAGACGUACGCACCGGCGUUACUCAAGCGGAAAGCCAAGAAGUUGCGCAAAUUGACUGGGAAUCCGUUGCUGAAGUCAAAACUGGAUACCGGCAUGAGCACGAGAGAUUUGUUCUUAUACUCGAUCGUCCGCCCGACUAAGAUGCUCUGCCUUAACCUCACAUGUCUCACUCAAUCGUUGUAUGUUGCCAUUGUAUACGCUUACCUAUACCUCAUGUUCACAACCGUGACCGAGAUUUUUGAGCAGCAGUACCAUUUCAGGACGGAUCUGGUCGGUCUGGCAUACAUUGGCAUGGGCUUAGGCUCAUUCCUCGGCCAGUUCGGCUUUACGUAUUUCGAGAACAGAAACUAUAGAUACCAUGAAAAGAAGGGGGACCUGAAACCAGAACACAGACUGAUAGCUAUGAUACCUGGCUCCAUGAUCUUGCCCAUAGCGCUGUUCUGGUACGCUUGGAGCGUUGAGGCGAAAGUACAUUGGAUGUGUCCUAUUGUCGCCAUGGCUUUCUUCGGCUUGGGCUUACUUCUCAUCUUCAUGUCAGCUUCGAACUAUCUCGUAGAUGUGUUCACCGUGCACGCCGCCUCAGCCAUGGCUGCAAACACAGUGCUGCGAUCUCUGUUCGCUGCCGUCAUACCCCUCGCUGGUCCAACUAUGUAUAGCCAGCUUGGCUACGGGUGGGGUGCAUCGACUCUUGGUUUUAUCGCACUAGCGUGCGUUCCUAUUCCUUUCUUAUUUCUCAAGUACGGCGAGUGGUUGAGAACGGAUCCAAGAUUCCAAACUAAACUCUAAGCGUCAUCAUCAUUUUUCAUUGAUCGGGAUCUUAGAGAAAAGGUUUUGGGCGUUUCGGCGGCGAGGUUCAGACCAGGAAAAGUUAGGGAUAUCCAAGCAUCUUUAGAGUGGUACACUUGUGAUUCAGCAUGCAAGGACCGUGUACAUCAUAGACAGCGACUAGAGCAUAAUUCAUAUGUAAAAGAUAAUACGGUAAAGUCAACUUCUUGAAUAAA
This is a messenger RNA of Verruconis gallopava, 2349 nucleotides long. RefSeq lists its product as uncharacterized. Lineage: Eukaryota; Fungi; Ascomycota; Dothideomycetes; Venturiales; Sympoventuriaceae. Gene Ontology annotation, biological process: transmembrane transport. Bases 431 to 2134 code for a protein of 567 amino acids. Gene Ontology annotation, molecular function: transmembrane transporter activity. The record is from RefSeq and is a predicted model, not a curated record. The transcript has 2 exons.